Molecule: messenger RNA, 1339 nt
Organism: Hypomesus transpacificus
Lineage: Eukaryota; Metazoa; Chordata; Actinopteri; Osmeriformes; Osmeridae
Product: histone H4
Exons: 1
Coding region: 541-852 (103 amino acids)
Biological process (GO): nucleosome assembly
Cellular component (GO): nucleosome
Molecular function (GO): DNA binding; protein heterodimerization activity; structural constituent of chromatin
Source: RefSeq, a predicted model, not a curated record
GAAGCUCUCUCUUGGAAGUCGCUUUGGAUAAAAGCGUCUGCUAAAUGAAUACAUGUAAAUGUAAAUGUAUUGUCACUCUAGGGCGAUGUUCAGUUGUUCUAUCCUCCAAGUUUGGCUGUCUUUUCACGCAAAAAUGAUCCCGUGGUCCACUACAGUGGACAUAUACAAAAUAAAAGAACAUUUUCAAAAGUCUAAAUUGUAAGAUGUUUAAAGACUAAAUAAACAGGAAAUUACACCCCCCAAAAAUAAAUGUAAGGGAAAACCCCACUUUUACUGGGCUCCCAGGGGGUUAUGACCGAUCGCUGUAUGACUAUUGCGAUCCCUUUCAUUACCUUUGGAAAAUGGCUUUGAGAAUGUUGGCUACACAAAUAGUGUCAGCAUACAGAAGGCCAUGUUGGGAGAUAGUCCCUUUCAUUGCAAAUCCUCAGAGACUAUAAAAAUGGCGCUUGCAGUGUUCCUUCACGUCCGUACCGUCGAGAGAUAAAGCCGGUGUGUCUGUGUUCAAUUCAUUACAACCACCAAACCACCGCAUUUGACGUCAUGUCAGGAAGAGGCAAAGGAGGUAAAGGACUCGGCAAGGGAGGCGCUAAGCGUCACCGUAAAGUGUUGAGAGAUAACAUCCAGGGCAUAACCAAGCCCGCAAUCCGUCGCCUUGCUCGUCGUGGCGGCGUGAAACGUAUCUCAGGCUUGAUCUACGAAGAGACUCGUGGUGUUUUGAAGGUAUUCCUUGAGAACGUUAUCCGUGAUGCUGUUACGUACACCGAGCAUGCUAAGAGAAAGACCGUGACUGCCAUGGACGUCGUCUACGCUCUCAAGCGCCAGGGACGUACUCUGUAUGGUUUCGGCGGUUAAUCUACAAUUUUGACCUGUUUCGACACUUGACCCAAAGGUUCUUUUAAGAGCCACCCACACCCUCUGUAAAGACUCUUCCAUAUUCAAUUCAGGGUUGAAUACGAUACAUUUUUUCCCUCGGUUUUAAUCAAUACAUGUCGUCUGUGGUUAAUGGUGGGUCAGGUUGAAAUUACGUUAUAAAUCAGGAAUGAGUUAUCAAGAUGUGAGCUAGUAGAGUUCCCGAGCACAAUACAUUGACUAGGCCACCGAGCACAGUGUGUACAGCGCUAGGAUUGUGGUCGGACACGUUUAGUGAGGCUUGAUUUCGUUUGUAAGGAUGGCAUUUGCGACAUUGAGCAGCAGUUAAACGAGGCUCCUAUUCCGAGUGAAGUGGCAAAUGAUAGUAAUUGGAACAAUGCAGUUUUUACAGUAGAAUUUAGUGUAGCUAGUAAAUGUGUAUAAUUUAACUACACGUUCGACAUAUAAAUACCCUAUCUGACCUUUGAAA